GCCCGUUCAGAGAAAGCUAACGUUAACUUAGAAUCAUCGAUAAAUGAGUUGUAUGCAUUCGCUAUCAAAGAUAUCCCAUGUGAUGUUGCGGAGUGUUUUCAGGUGCCUUAGGACCAACCCUGCUGCUGGCCAAAGAGGCAUGUCUCAAAGCAGCCUUGCUGGAAAGGUAGCCAUAGUCACCGCCUCCACAGAUGGUAUCGGUCUGGCUGCGGCCGUGGCCCUGGGAAAGAGAGGAGCCCAUGUGGUGGUGAGCAGCCGGCGGCAGGCCAACGUGGACAAGGCUGUGGCCCUGCUGCGGAGCCAGAGUGUCCAAGUGACUGGGACCACCUGCAACGUUGGCAGUGGAGUAGACAGAGAAAAACUGGUCCAAACGACUCUGGAGAAGUGUGGGGGUAUUGAUAUCCUGGUAUCCAACGCAGCAGUCAACCCUUUUUUUGGAAACAUCAUGGACUCUACAGAGGAAGUCUGGGACAAGAUCCUGUCUGUAAAUGUGAAAUCAGCCUUCCUCAUGACCAAGUUGGUGGUGCCUCAUAUGGAGAAGAGAAGAGGGGGGAAUGUGGUGUUUGUGUCAUCUGUGGCUGGAUACCAACCAAUGCAGGCUCUGGGUCCUUACAGUGUAAGUAAGACAGCCUUGUUGGGUCUGACUAGGGCGCUGGCUCCAGAGCUUGCCCAGAGUAACAUAAGAGUCAACUGCGUGGCCCCUGGAGUCAUCAAGACCCGCUUCAGCUCUGCGAUAUGGCAAAACGAAGACAUCGUCGACGAGUUCAAGAAGCAGCUCAGCAUCAAAAGAAUUGGAGAGCCAGAGGAAAUUGGUGGGGUGAUUGCCUUCUUGUGCUCUGAGGAGGCUUCCUACAUCACUGGAGAGACCAUCACAGUGACUGGAGGGAUAGGCUGUCGACUCUGAGCCUCCAGUGGCAGCAAAGCAAAUUUUCAUGUCAUUGUGUGUGUGUGUGUGUGUGUGUGUGUGUGUGUCUGGUUCUGUGUAGAUUAUUUUUGGCUGUAUUUUGAUU
Messenger RNA from Xiphias gladius (swordfish), 1010 nucleotides. It is a transcript of the gene dhrs4, whose product is annotated as dehydrogenase/reductase (SDR family) member 4. Bases 44 to 904 code for a protein of 286 amino acids. Lineage: Eukaryota; Metazoa; Chordata; Actinopteri; Istiophoriformes; Xiphiidae. The transcript has 9 exons. Gene Ontology annotation, molecular function: carbonyl reductase (NADPH) activity. The record is from RefSeq and is a predicted model, not a curated record.